Messenger RNA from Pungitius pungitius (ninespine stickleback), 2013 nucleotides. Its product is annotated as ras-related protein Rab-18-B. The record is from RefSeq and is a predicted model, not a curated record. Bases 148 to 765 code for a protein of 205 amino acids. Gene Ontology annotation, biological process: vesicle-mediated transport. Gene Ontology annotation, molecular function: GTPase activity; GTP binding. NCBI's taxonomy places the organism in Eukaryota, Metazoa, Chordata, Actinopteri, Perciformes, Gasterosteidae. The transcript is spliced from 7 exons.
CGUCGAAGGUUAGGCGGAAGUUGCGUGAACAGCAGGCUGUCAGCGGAGCUGCUAGCCGAGAGCUGGUUUGAAAAAAACAAAAGAUAAGUGCAAUUCAUCGUUAAAAAGCGUCGACAACUGCAAGUCACACCAGUUACCACAGCGAAUAUGGACGACGACGUGUUGACGACCCUCAAGCUGUUGAUAAUUGGCGAAAGCGGAGUCGGAAAGUCCAGUCUCCUCUUGAGGUUCACAGAAGAUACCUUCGACCCUGAGCAGCCUGCGACUAUAGGUGUGGAUUUCAAAGUAAAGACACUCUCAAUAGAUGGGAACAAAGCCAAACUCGCCAUAUGGGACACAGCGGGACAGGAAAGGUUUCGCACCCUGACACCCAGCUACUACCGCGGUGCACAGGGAGUCAUUCUUGUUUAUGACGUCACGAAGCGCGAGACCUUCACGAAGCUUGAAAAUUGGCUGAAUGAACUGGAAACCUACACAACACGCAAUGACAUUGUAAAGAUGCUCGUUGGGAACAAAAUAGAUCGGGACGACCAUGAAGUGGACAGAAAUGAAGGGCUGAAAUUUGCUCGAAAACACUCCAUGCUUUUUAUUGAGGCCAGUGCGAAGACAAAGGACGGCGUCCAGUGUGCCUUCGAGGAGCUUGUGGAGAAGAUCCUCCAGACUCCGGGGCUUUGGCAGAGUGAGAGCCACAGUCAGGGGGUCCGUCUGGAUGACCAGGAGCAGGGCAGUGGCCGGGCAUGUGGAGGAUACUGUUCCAUACCCUGAAACCGGACCCCGAGCAAACAAGCGCUAAAGCAACAGGAAUGACUACAGACCAGAAGCAGAGAGAAAGGGGAGUCCGUCGAAUGGACUUGGCUGUCGGCACGCUUCCUUUUUGACCAUCAUCUGUUACUGCUUUCUGUUUAGAACAUGAAUGAAUGAAUGAAUGAAAGGAUCAUGCGAAAAAUACCCUCUUGCCUGAGGAGGUAUAGUGUUUUAAAUCGACUAAAAAAAAACCACCAGGCGUGCGUCACACGAGUGCACGUCUGGUUCAAAUUGCACUUAUUGGCAGCAGUGAUUCUGCUGUGCAUUAAGGCAUCAGGGUAAUAGCGUAGCAGUGCCUAAUUACAUGAACCAAUUUGUAGGUUACAGUACACAGCUUUACAAUUUUACCCCAAAUAGUUUGUUAUAAUCAAGACCGAAGUCCCCAAAAGAGCUCUGCUUAAAAGUGUAAAUGUCUUAUUCGAAUGUUAAAAUGUUGUAGCAGACAUGUGUUUUUAAACAUGCAUAAAUAACACAUUACUAGUGGUGGGAGAAGCUUGUUUUCAUGUGUCUGUCAUAAUGCACCACGACACUAAAUGCUACCACAUAAGACCCCGCUGACCCAUUCCACUUUAUUUUUUACUGUUAAAGCUUCAAAAUGGAGGGAGGCUUUCCAAAUUAAACAGUGUCCUUUUUGUUUUUCUCCUCUCUUCCCAUUUACAUCGAUGUAUGCAAGACGAGUAGCCGUCUGGAAGAUUUCUUGCAACUGAACCCUGCUUUUGUCUUUGCACGUCUCACCUGGACGACGUCUCACUUCGGCCAGCACAAGUACGAGGUUUACAGUAGGAAGUCCUUUACUCACUCUAGUUCACAGCUUUCUUUUGCCUAAGAAAAGCAAGCGGUUUGCACAUUUAGUGUCAGCUCGCCUCGCUGAGCCUGCUCUCUUCCUUGGUUUAUUCAUCGGUUUCUGUGUGCUGCUGUGGUCCAUGUGAUGUCCCCCGUUGGCUUAUUGAGGGCAUUUCUCUCACAUUAUAGUAGAAGAGCUUCCCCAACUUUCAUUUGAUGUGCUGUUGCUAUUUGUUUGAAUUCCUUUUUCUCGUUUGAAAUGACCUCGUUAUUCCUUCACUUCUUUCUGCUGCUUUUGCCGUGCGCCGACUUGAAUCAUAUUCAGCGACUUGUUAAAAUUGAUAUCUGCCUUAACAUUGAAUGACAUGGAGUUGGGUUUAUGGACAGUUGUAUCGUUUCAAACUGAAAUAAAUGAAAACCUCAAGA